Nannizzia gypsea CBS 118893 is the source of this 1917-nucleotide messenger RNA. RefSeq lists its product as hypothetical. Gene Ontology annotation, biological process: anaphase-promoting complex-dependent catabolic process; positive regulation of ubiquitin protein ligase activity; positive regulation of anaphase-promoting complex-dependent catabolic process. Gene Ontology annotation, cellular component: anaphase-promoting complex. Bases 1 to 1917 code for a protein of 638 amino acids. The transcript has a single exon. Gene Ontology annotation, molecular function: anaphase-promoting complex binding; ubiquitin ligase activator activity; protein binding. The record is from RefSeq and is a predicted model, not a curated record. NCBI's taxonomy places the organism in Eukaryota, Fungi, Ascomycota, Eurotiomycetes, Onygenales, Arthrodermataceae.
AUGUCUACUGCUACUGUGUGCACCCCUAUAAAGAGCCAUCGUGGCCUUUUCUCUACAAAGACCGCUGGCGGCCGCAUUCCCCUCACUCCUUCACCCCGUGCUAGAAACACUAGCUUCUCAGGGAACCUUUCCAAGGAUGAAGCAUCUCCCUUCACUCCACCUCGCCAGAUCAGUGAUGGCACGCGAUCGAGCUCUCAGUCGGUUUAUGGUAAUGGUAACCUUGCCUCCCACUUCGCCAAGUCGGUGACCAAAACUCGACAGACAUCCAAGGGGAACUACCGAGACUCUCCCAAGUCAAACAUUGCCCGGGUCAGGCAGGAACCUCGCCAUCUGGAGCCAGCAGUGUCAGACUGGACCCUUACUGGAACCGGCCCAGCUCAGUCUCAGACGCCAACUAAGAAACGUGCAUCAAAGAAGGAGUCAACCACCACCAGAACUAGAACAUCCAAGCCAAGCAAGACUACUAUUCGUCUUCCCCACACUGUUGCAGAUAGAUUCAUUCCCAACCGAAGCACCAGUGAGGGCCUGGUCACUGCUGGCAGUGCAAAGUCCGACGGCGCUACCCAGAGACCCAAAACCAGCAGUGGUGAGGGAUCUACUGUUCUGGCCAAUGCUGCCAGCGCCUUUGAUAUCAACGGCCACAGCCGUGACAAUGACCUUGCAGAGGCCUUUGGAGAACUUGGCAUUAACGACAAUGAUAGCACUAGCAGCAGUGGCAGCAGCAGCUACUCACGCCCAGACCCUGAUGCUAUUGCGUACAAGUCUUCUCUUGCCGAUGCCUGUGGUGUCUCUUUGAACACCCGUAUUCUCGAGUUCAAGCCUGCUGCUCCUGAAUCUUCCAAACCAAUUGACCUUCGCUCUAAAUACAACCGUCCACUCAAACCUUCCACUGCUCAAACUGCCCAGUUCCGACGACGAGUUCAGACUGCUCCUGACCGGGUUCUGGAUGCUCCUGGUCUUGUUGACGAUUACUACCUCAACCUGCUUGACUGGAGCUCUGGUAACCAGGUAGCUAUUGGUUUGGAACGCAAUGUAUACGUCUGGUCAGCAGAGUCCGGUGGUGUAAGCAGUCUUCUUGAAUGCCCUGCCGACACCUACGUGAGCAGUGUCAAAUGGAGUGGUGACGGAGCGUACGUUGGCGUCGGACUUGGAACCGGCGAAGUCCAGAUCUGGGAUGUCGAAGAAGGCACCAAGCUCCGAAGCAUGUUUGGCCAUGAAACCCGUGUUGGUGUUAUGGGCUGGAACAAGCACACUCUUUCUACUGGUGCCCGAAGCGGUCUCGUGUUCAACCACGACGUCCGCAUUGCCCAGCACAAGACCGCUGAACUCGUCUCUCAUACCUCCGAAGUCUGUGGCCUUGAAUGGCGAUCAGAUGGUGCCCAACUAGCUACUGGUGGAAAUGACAACCUGGUCUCCAUCUGGGACUCUCGCUCUCUGUCAGCUCCCAAGUUCACCAAGACCAACCACCGCGCUGCAGUCAAGGCUCUCAGCUGGUGCCCAUGGCAACUGAACCUCCUUGCUACCGGCGGUGGCUCCUAUGACCGCCACAUCCACUUCUGGAACACCACUACCGGCGCCCGUACAAACAGCAUCGAUACCGGCUCCCAGGUCACCAGUCUCCGAUGGAGCAACCACUACCGCGAGCUUGUCAGCUCCAGUGGCUUCCCAGACAAUUCCCUAAGCAUCUGGAGCUACCCAUCUCUCGUCCGUAACGUCGAGAUCCCAGCCCACGAGACCCGUGUCCUCCACAGCUGCCUCAGCCCUGACGGCCAAAUGUUGGCCACCGCCGCUGCAGACGAGAGCUUGAAGUUCUGGAAGAUCUUCGAGCGUAAGCCUGGCACUGCCGCCUCCACCUCCAGAGAGGCCGGUCUCAGCAGCAAGGGAAGCAAGAUGGCAAAGCAAAUGACCAUUCGAUAG